AUGAGUGUAAAACGUAAAAUUGACAUUGAGAACAGGAGUUAUAAAGAAAGUUGGGAAAGUGAUUACUUGAUUGCUAACAAUAAUGGAAAGUUGCAGUGUUUAGUGUGCAUGAAUAUUGUUUCUGUGCCUAAAGAAUAUAAUGUGAGAAGACACUACACAACAAUGCAAGAAAAGAAGUAUGCUACGUAUACAAAUGAAAGUCGGCGUGCGUUAGUUGCAGAUUUGAAGAAAAAGCUUAAACAGCAAACUGGUAUGUUUAGUAAAAUAUUGCGAUCUCAAACGCAUUCUUUGCAUGCAUCUUAUGCCGUGUCGCUUGAGCUGGCAAAGGCAAAAAAACCUUUCACUGAUGCCAAUUUAAUUAAAAAAUGUGCCGUUGAAAUGGCCAAAGCUUUUGAAGAUUCCAAAAUGGCGGAGAAAUUUGAAUCAGUGCAACUUUCACAUCAAACCAUACAAAGAAGGGUUGUUGCUAUGGGUGAGCAAGUAGAAAACUCUAUGCUUAGCCUGGUUAAAAAAAGUUCGUAUUUCUCACUUUGUCUGGAUGAAAGCACUGAUCAAUCAGAUGUUAGUCAGCUGUUGAUAUUCGUGCGCACUACUUUUGAAGAUUUUACUAGUAAAGAGGAGCUAUUUGAUAUUUGUCCUCUUUAUGGAACAACAAAAGGAAAAGACGUCUAUGAGGCUCUGAAGAAAACAGUUGACAGAAUUGGAGGCUUUAAUAAAUGUUCAGCCAUAGCAACAGACGGGGCCCCAUCAAUGACUGGUAAAAAAACUGGAUUAGUGGGUCUGCUUCGAGAGAAUGGUGUUACUUGUCCGACAAUACAUUGUAUUAUACAUCAGGGAGCUUUAUGUGGAAAAUCAGUCAAGCAGGAUCAAGUUUUUCAGACCGUGAUUAAAAUUAUAAAUAUGAUUAGAGGUGGAAAUCGAUCCCUUUUACACAGGCAACUUAGGCAGUUUUUAGUGGACACAGAGGCUGAGUAUGGAGACUUGCUAAUGUACAACCAUGUAAGGUGGCUGAGUGCAGGAAAGUGCAUGGAACGAUUUUUUGCCAUAAGAAAGGAAAUCCCUCCAUUUCUUAAUAAAUACGUUUCAUCCGAUACAACUGAACUGGAAGAGAAGUUUCAGGAUCCAGAAUUCUUAAGACAGUUAGCUUUUAUAACAGAUCUGACUAAUCACCUUAACAGUUUAAACUUGAGUCUUCAAGGAAGAAACCAGACGGUUUCAGAUUUGGUCGGAAUAAUAAACGGAUUCCGGAAUAAGCUAAACGUGUUUAAACAUGCUUUGGAAAAGAACAACCUAACACACUUCCCUAGCUGCCUGAAACUAGCAGAAGAACCCAACAGUGAGAAAAAUAUUGACUUUUCAUGCUGCAGUUCACAAAUUCAACAAGUUAUUAAUGAAUUCAAUACACGAUUUAAAGAUAUUGAAAGUCUCAAAAACAGUGUACUGCUUUAUAAUAAUCCUCUUGGAGCAUCCAUUGAAGAUCAAUCACCUGACUUACAACUUGAGUUAUGUGACCUUCAAGCUGACAUGUUCCUAAUCACCAGACAAGAAAAGGGACCUGAAUUUUUUAAAUUGCUGUCUAAGGAGAAAUUCCCAAACCUGCGAGAUUUUGGACUGAAAAUGACAUCAAUGUUCGGAAGCACAUUUAUAUGUGAAAGUGCCUUUUCCUACAUGAAAUACAUUAAAAACCCCAACAGAAGCAACCUUACCGAUUCUUCCUUACGUCAUCUCAUGAGACUGUCUACAACUGAACUGGCAGUGGACAUUUCUUCAUUGGUGGAUGAAGCCGACCGACCACAGUCUUCACAUUAG
Molecule: messenger RNA, 1809 nt
Organism: Rhopalosiphum padi (bird cherry-oat aphid)
Lineage: Eukaryota; Metazoa; Arthropoda; Insecta; Hemiptera; Aphididae
Product: general transcription factor II-I repeat domain-containing protein 2A-like
Exons: 1
Coding region: 1-1809 (602 amino acids)
Source: RefSeq, a predicted model, not a curated record